Messenger RNA from Hemibagrus wyckioides, 2082 nucleotides. Its product is annotated as polymeric immunoglobulin receptor-like. NCBI's taxonomy places the organism in Eukaryota, Metazoa, Chordata, Actinopteri, Siluriformes, Bagridae. The record is from RefSeq and is a predicted model, not a curated record. Bases 87 to 968 code for a protein of 293 amino acids. The transcript has 7 exons.
GAUCAGUAGAACUUUCUUCAGUGAGAUAGACAGAGCAAAUGUCUGUUAAGGAGUGGAAGUGAAGUGAAGCAGAAUUUCAUUCCAGGAUGAAGAUCCUCCUCCUCAUCAUCCUCUACCUGAUCUCAGGUCCGGCAGACUGCACUGAUGUGAUUGGUUACUCAGGAGGAAGUGUCAUUAUCAUCUCUGAUAUACAGUGGUACAAACACAACAGUAAAUAUAUUUGCAAAGUGAAUGAAAAAGACUGCACUGAUAUAAUACGUGCUGACACCAAACGCUCUAAAGUUCAAGAUGGAAGAUUCAAGUUGUAUUCAAACACAGCAAACCUCUUCUUAGUAUUGAUCAGAAAGCUGAAGCCACAAGAUGCUGGAACGUAUAGAUUUGGACUGGGGGAUCAGAGCAACUCCACUGUGACCCUAAAAGUUCAUAAUAAUACAUCUUCAGGGGUGCCAAAAAUAAUGAAGGCUUAUCUUGGGCAGAAUAUCACCAUCACCUGUAACUAUCCAGUGGAGUAUGAGAAAAACACCAAAUAUGUCCUCAAAGUGGAUGAUGACAAUAAUAUUGAAGAAAUUCUUAAUACUAACAAAAAAUUUCAGAACAGCAGAUUCUCCAUUUCUGAUGACAGAAGUGCUAAAGUUUUCACUGUGAACAUCAGCGACGUGAGAGAAACUGAUGAAGUAUUUUAUUUAUUUGGUGUGUGGAAUGGAGGGGGGUCAGUCAGAUAUUACUCCUACUUUAGAGACAUGUGGCUACAUGUUACAGUCUUAUAUUUAGAUCCUAGCACAAACAUUCAUCCAACAACAACAGCCACCUACCUGAUGACCUCAGCAGCACCGAUAGAAACUCCAUCUGCAGUGUGUUUCAGUUCCUCUGUUAUCAUCAUCAGUGUGUGUGUCUGUGGGACUCUGCUGCUGAUCGGAGGAUUUGCACUGAUAAUGAUCUGCAAACUGAGACACGAGAACACAAGAUAAUACGCCUUCAUUCAACAGUAAAGUGAAUAAACAACUUCCUCCUGAUUAUAACAAUGAUUCAGAUUCUGUGUAUGAAAACAUUAGAAUAAGUGCAAUAUGAAACUGCAGUAGUAAAAGAAUCAGUCAGAACUUCCUGCUUGAGCUGUUGAUCUCUGUGCUAUGUUCUGAGCUGCAUCGUAAUUCAACUCUGUAGUGAGUCUCUCCACUUCUUUAUAGGACUGUGAUCUAAAAAAGCAUGUUGAUCAUAAAUCUAUACUAGUUCAGUCACAAGGUUCUUGAGGACUGCUAGCCAUUGUGUGUGUGUGUGGUUGUUCUUGCUAUUUUAAUUGCUUGUUUUUAUCAAUUUACAAAAUGCAAAGUGAGCAUAAGAACUAAGGUGAGGUUGUGGAAGACGGUUUCAGGUCACAGGUCAUACACCAUGGCGAGAAUGAGCAUAGGAACUGGGGUGCAGAAAAAUGGCAGCAGUUCCUCUGGACUGAUGAGUAUAAUUUGAAUAUUUGGCUUCAACAGGAGGCAGUUUUUUUCUGAAGGGCUGGAAAAUGGUACAAUAAUGAGUGACUACAGGCAACAGUGAAGCAUGGUGGAGAUUCCUGACUAUGUUGGAGUUUGGUCAGGAUUAAUGGUGCACUCAAUGCUGAGAAAUACAGGCAGAUACGUAUCCAUCAUGAAACACCAUCAGGGAGGUGUCUGAUUGACCCCAAGUUUAUUCCGCAGCAGGACAAUGACCCCAAACAUACCAAUUUCAUUAGGAAAAGUAAUUGUCUCUUCAGCAUAGGGAACAAGUCCUGGAAGUAAUAGUUUGGCUCCCACAGAACCCUGAUCUUUAUUCAUCUUAUGGCAUGAUGUUACUGUGCUUUAUUCUGCUCUGUUAUUAGAUGUUACUUUAUUACAGUUUAAAUAUGAACCUGUUUCAUGAGUCUAGUUGAUCACAGUAUAGACAUUUAUUGAUGUCAUCUCAUUCAUCAUAUUAUAUGUCCUAUUUUGGUUAUGCUGUUGAUGCUUAAUAAGAAGAUCUACAAUCUAUAUAAUCAUGUAUAUCUGCUAUAUGUCCAUGAAAUUCCCCUUUGCUAAAUCAUUAUCAAUAAAAACAAACUUCCAAAUAUAAACACUGCAC